Trichogramma pretiosum is the source of this 1776-nucleotide messenger RNA. RefSeq names its product tumor protein p63-regulated gene 1-like protein. Gene Ontology annotation, cellular component: cytoplasm. NCBI's taxonomy places the organism in Eukaryota, Metazoa, Arthropoda, Insecta, Hymenoptera, Trichogrammatidae. The transcript is spliced from 7 exons. Gene Ontology annotation, molecular function: N-acetylgalactosaminide beta-1,3-galactosyltransferase activity. The record is from RefSeq and is a predicted model, not a curated record. The coding region runs from base 154 to 1065 and encodes 303 amino acids.
UAUACGUAUCAUUUCAAGCGCAGUAUUAAAACACAAGAUAAGCACGAGUUGAGCAUUGCAGAGUACUCAAAAUUCAGCCGGGGAAAAGAAAUUAUAAGCUUUUUAUCGUAGUUAGAGACUCUAAAUAAAAAUUUCAUCUAACCUAUACCAAAAAUGGACGAUACCUUUUUGCAGGACGAGGAGCCAACUUUUGACAGGGCUACCUUGGAAAUCAAAAAUGAAAACAUCGAUACCAUAAGCUCACGAAGUGUAAAAAAUAAAGAUGCCGGUGUAACAUCAUCGUCCGAUGCUAAUAGUGUUCCUGUGGGUGUUCCUGGUAUUCCAUACACUCGGAUAGACUGUCAUACAUUUUUCUCGGAUAGGAACGACGUUGUAGAAAGAGCCCUGGCUGAUUGCAAGCGCGAUUUACUUAGUAGCGCAGAAGAAGAUGAACUUAUUGGAACAUGGAUGCUUACUGAGAUAAGUUUAUGGGACACGGAAAAAGAAAGAUUAGUUCUUUUGACCAAACAUUCCUUGUAUACUGUUAAAUAUGAUCUUAUAUCAUUGAGAAUAUUAGAAUAUAAUCGAUUAUCUUUAGAAGAUAUUGAUACAUUAGUUGCUGGACAACUUGUUUAUCCACCUGCCUCACUAUUGCCACGCUUGAAUGGGUUUGCGGAAGGUUUUUCUUCAUUAAUACAUAGUGCUGUGCGGCAAGAAUGGUCCUCCAUUACUUCACUAUCGAGCACUGCUCAAUUCGAACCAAGGAAUCGAAAUAUGUUUGGUAUGAGAUUGAUGUGGAAUAAGGGACAACCAUUAUCUGUGGAUAAAAAAUGGAAUCCUUUUGCCAAAAACAUUCCAUGGUUAACAUUUUCAAGUCAUCCUCUCUAUUGGCAUAAAGGAUCAGAGUCUGAUAGAACUAAGUAUGAUGUUCAUGAACUUCAUUCAACAUUAUUGGAAUUAUUACCAGAAAGUUGUCAAAAGCUUGAUAACUCUAUUGUCAUUGAAAACUAUGUUGGUUUAGGUUCUUUGGUGCACAACCGAACAGGCCUUGGAUUCUUUAAAAUUCGAGGGAAAAUCAGUUUUUGAAUUUUACCUCUCAUUUAUAUUCCUUAAAACAAUUUCCUUCUCAUUGUUAUUGUUUUUUUCUAUUGUUUCUCCUCUUGAUAAAAAUAUUUCAAAAUACUAAUAAAAAUCAAAAGCCUAAUACAUAAUGAAAAACACAGAGGAAAAAGAUUCAAACAAGGGAGGAAAAAAAAAGAAAAAAUCUUUAAUAGAUUACUUAUAUGUCUACAUAUUUUAUCAUGUGUUAAAGCUUUGUGCUGCUGUAAUGUUUUUUGUAAUUUGGAACUAUGUGAAGAGUUAUUGGAGUUAAUGGUCUUGACAGAAAAUCUAAUUAAUACAACCUAGAUAGUAAUUAAAUACUAUUUACUUUUAUUUUAAUUUAUGAAUAGAAAUUCUGUAUACAGAAUUGAUUAGCUCAACUAAAUAAAAGUUACAGAUAGGUCUAACUUAAAAUUGAUAGAAGUAUGAAUAGUCAACGAAUAUUCUUAAAUUCUAUUGUAUGAAGAUUUUUAAUGAUAAUAUAAAAGUUUAUUGCUAAAAUGGCAAAAUUUUACUAAUUUUAUAUACAUGUAUAUCUUUCAAAAAUUAUUUUUUAAUCUCCGAAGCUCGUAUAUAUAUAAAUAUUCCAAUAGAACACUUUCGAAAAUUUGGUAGGAAAACAGUAACACGUUGAGUGAAUAUUUGGUCUUAUUUACAGGCAAAAAAUUACAAAGUUCAGUUAUUAUGAUUCCAUCC